Felis catus (domestic cat) is the source of this 3421-nucleotide messenger RNA. It is a transcript of the gene NEUROD2, whose product is annotated as neuronal differentiation 2. Gene Ontology annotation, biological process: regulation of DNA-templated transcription; nervous system development. The coding region runs from base 597 to 1745 and encodes 382 amino acids. The transcript has 5 exons. The record is from RefSeq and is a predicted model, not a curated record. Lineage: Eukaryota; Metazoa; Chordata; Mammalia; Carnivora; Felidae. Gene Ontology annotation, molecular function: protein dimerization activity.
UUAGGUGCCCAGACUGUGGCCUCCCUUGGGAUGGGGCUAUGUCUCCAUGGGAACCUCAGACCCUCAGCUCCCAGCUCCCUCCAUGGGGGUGGGCAGCAGAAAUGGGAGUCUUCCAGGCCUGGCUGAGGAAGAAAAGACAGGGGCAGGAAACAGACCAAGAGGGAUGAAGUUCCCCAUGCCCUCAGAUGUGGACAUCAAGACUGAGAGACCUUAUGCAACUUGCUCAAGACAUUCAGCAUUCUUUGAAGCUAAGAGUGACAGAUGGCGGCGGGUCCCGGGGGAGCCGGCUCUCCCCCAAUGCAGACGCAUGCCAAUCACCGUCUCUCAUGUGAUAGCUGCUGCCCGUGACGUGCCAAGCCCAUAUGGCCUGGCAUAGAGGCUGGUACCCCGCCUGGUAGAGAUGCCACACUCGCUCCGCGGUUCGCAUGGCGCUCUGAAGACGCCGGCGCCCGCCGCCUUGAGGAGCCGCUGCCCCCGCUCCCUGAAGAUGGGGGAACAAUGAAAUAAGCGAGAAGAUUCCUCUUCUCCCCCCUCUCUCUCUUGCCCCCCUCCCCCCCCUCCCCUCCCCUCUCCCCUUGACUCCUCUCCGAGGCACCAUGCUGACCCGCCUGUUCAGCGAGCCCGGUCUCCUCUCGGACGUGCCCAAGUUCGCCAGCUGGGGCGACGGCGACGACGACGAACCGAGGAGCGACAAGGGCGACGCGCCGCCGCCGCCGCCGCCUCCGCCGGGGCCCGGGGCUCCGGGGCCAGCCCGGGCCUCUAAGCCAGUCCCUCUCCGUGCAGACGAGGUGCCGGAGGCCGCGCUGGCCGAGGUCAAGGAGGAAGGCGAGCUGGGGGGCGAGGAGGAGGAGGAAGAGGAGGAGGAGGAAGGGCUGGACGAGGCAGAGGGCGAGCGGCCCAAGAAACGCGGGCCCAAGAAGCGCAAGAUGACCAAGGCGCGCCUGGAGCGCUCCAAGCUGCGGCGGCAGAAGGCGAACGCGCGGGAGCGCAACCGCAUGCACGACCUGAACGCGGCGCUGGACAACCUGCGGAAGGUGGUGCCCUGCUACUCCAAGACCCAGAAGCUGUCCAAGAUCGAGACGCUGCGCCUAGCCAAGAACUACAUCUGGGCGCUCUCGGAGAUCCUGCGCUCCGGCAAGCGGCCCGACCUGGUGUCCUACGUGCAGACGCUGUGCAAGGGUCUAUCGCAGCCCACCACCAACCUGGUGGCCGGCUGCCUGCAGCUCAACUCGCGCAACUUCCUCACGGAGCAGGGCGCCGACGGCACGGGCCGCUUCCACGGCUCUGGUGGCCCAUUUGCCAUGCACCCCUACCCGUACCCGUGCUCGCGCCUGGCGGGCGCACAGUGCCAGGCGGCGGGCGGCCUGGGCGGCGGCGCGGCGCACGCCCUGCGGACCCACGGCUACUGCGCCGCCUACGAGACGCUGUAUGCCGCGGCGGGCGGCGGCGGCGCGAGCCCGGACUAUAACAGCUCCGAGUACGAGGGCCCGCUCAGCCCCCCGCUCUGUCUCAAUGGCAACUUCUCACUCAAGCAGGACUCGUCGCCCGACCACGAGAAAAGCUACCAUUAUUCUAUGCACUACUCGGCGCUGCCCGGCUCGCGGCCCACGGGCCACGGGCUGGUCUUUGGCUCGUCGGCUGUGCGCGGGGGCGUCCACUCGGAGAAUCUCUUGUCUUACGAUAUGCACCUUCACCACGACCGGGGCCCCAUGUACGAGGAGCUCAAUGCGUUUUUCCAUAACUGAGACCUCGCGCCUGCCCCUUUCUUUUUCUUUUGCCUUUGCCCGCACCCCUGUCCCCAGCCCCCCGAGCGCAAGGGGACCCCCACCUAUCCUGGCGCCGGGCGCGGGGAGCGGGCCGCCGGUACUGACCCUCUCCCGGGCAGUGCAGUCCUCUUACCAGUGGGUGGCCCGUCCCAGGAGCCUCGAUUACCCCAGGGGACUCGCCUUCUCUCUCCCCAAGGGGUUUCCUCCUCUUUCCCAGGGGUAGUUCUCCAGGGACCCCUCUUAGGGCACUCCCUGGAGACCACCCCCCAUUCCCAAUCUCUACAUUUAGGUUUCCCCCUCCCCUUCCCCUCUGCAGGCCCAAAGGCAUCGGCAAGGGGGCAGCUGAGCUGUGGGAUACUGUUUUCCCUCUACUGUUGUUGUUGUUAUUAUUAUUAUCAUUAUCAUUAUUAUUAUAACAGACACCGAGCUGCCGUGGCAGAAAGGAGCCGGGCGCCCCCUCUUUCUUGAAGAGGGCAUAAGUCAGGGCGCUCCAGCCUGGACCUGGAACACCCUCUCCCCGACCCCUCGUCUCAGCGUUUCGUGAUUUUAAUUUUGGCGGGAGGAAGUGUGGAUUGAGAGGAAAGAGAGAGGCCAAGACAAUUUGUAACUAGAAUCCGUUUUUCCCCGUUUCCUUUUUUAAAAACAAACAAACAUACAUACAAAAAAAAAAAAAAAAAAAAAAAAAGCUAAGAGGCGACGGAGGCCGAACGCAGAGUCCGGAUCGGAGAGAAAACGCAGUAAGAACUUUUAGAAGCAAUAAAAGGCAAAAAAAUACUACUACCAAUAAUAAAAAGACACAAAUAUCUAUGCAAGGAGGUUCUGACUGAGCCUAGCGGCCCGGCCCGGCCCCGGGAUGCCCCUCCCGGCCCGCGGGCCGCGCCGCCCAAGCGCGGAUCUGUGCACUUUGGUGAAGUGGGGGCCGGCGCCGCCCCCUCCCCUCCCCAGGUUCUUACAAUCAGUGACUCGGAGAUUUGGGGCCCCAGUGCCACUGCCCUCCCCCGCCCCGUCCCCAUUGUGCGUCAUGCUGUUUUUUAAAAAUCUGUUUCCAAAUUUGUAUGGAAUGGCAAACUGUUGGGGGGGUCGGUUUGGGGAGGGAGGGUUUGCAUGAGAGACACACACACGCACACCACACCGCACGCACACGCAGGCCCGGCGCCGGCGUCCGGGGGCAGAGGGGAGGAGACCUCGCCGACCCCCCCCCCCGCUCCCCACAGGCAAGCCUCAUCCCGGGUUGAGGGUGGAGACCAAGACCUGGGGACAGCCCCGCCCCUGCCCGACUGUGCCUCGGUGGGCGCAAGGCGCCGGCCAUUUCCGAUGACUGGAGAGGAGGUUUUUGUCUGAAGCGUCCUCUUGGUUCUGGCUAGCAGGUGGGCAGGGAGAAGGCUGAGGGUUCCUUCUGGAAGUUUCCCAGAAAAGGGGGCAAAAGGAGAACCUCUCCCCACCGGAGGCAGGAGAUCAGGCAUCCAAACACACGACGCAAAAAUGCAAACCCACAAGCGACACACCCACACACUCACCCACAUACUCACACGCAAUUUUACCUUCCUCUUGUAGCGAAGAUGAAACUCCCGUCGGACACCCGAAGUGCAUUGCGUGUUUCUGUUCAGUUUAAUGACGAUUAAUAAAUAUUUAUGUAAAUGAGAUGCAAAGCCGGA